Rhopilema esculentum is the source of this 2358-nucleotide messenger RNA. Its product is annotated as AFG1-like ATPase. NCBI's taxonomy places the organism in Eukaryota, Metazoa, Cnidaria, Scyphozoa, Rhizostomeae, Rhizostomatidae. Gene Ontology annotation, molecular function: ATP binding; ATP hydrolysis activity. The record is from RefSeq and is a predicted model, not a curated record. Gene Ontology annotation, cellular component: mitochondrion; cytoplasm.
AUGAUUCCAGUCAAAGAUGCAAUUAGAUCGGCUGCGAAACUGGAUUCAACCAUGGCCUCAACAAGAAGAUACCUAGGACAGGUCAUUCAAUUGAAUCGACAACGUUUUGGAUCGAAGGAAAUAUCAUGUGUUUGGCAAUUGCGACACCAAAGUACGAACGCGACAGCUUCUACUGCUCUCAAAGAUUCGAGAGUGUCGUCUGGAGGUGCAGGACCCAUGAAAGUUUAUAGUGAAAUGCUCAAUUGUGGGUCGUUGAAACCAGAUAGACAUCAAUUUGUUGCCGUUAAACAUUUGCAAAAUGUUUUUAAAGAAGUUGGACAGUAUAGAACAGAAAAAUCAAGUGCUAGCAAUGAUGCAGACAAGAAUGAAAGCCAACAAGAAUCUUUAAUGCAUCCAAAAGGCUGCUAUAUCCAUGGUGAAGUAGGGACUGGCAAGACAGUCCUACUUGAUUUGAUCUACGACUGUCUGCCUGAUGGCACAAAGAAGAGAGUUCACUUUCACAACUUCAUGUUAUUUCUCUACUCUGAAUUCAACAAGUGGAACUUAUGCAGUCAUAAUCAGACAGAUUCAGCUUAUUUGCAAAGUCCAACAGAGUAUAUUGCUGACAAAAUUAUGGAAGAUGCCUGGAUAAUUUGCUUUGAUGAGGUACAAGUUGCAGAUUAUGCUUCAUGUAGUCUCCUUGAAGGUGUUCUAAAGAACAUGUUUUCAAAGGGGGCAAUUGUAAUAGCUACUUCAAACAGGCCUAUUGAGCAACUGGGGGACCUGUCUAUAAGUGAGAGCAGUGAUGGAGAGCACCCUUUAGAGGAUGAAAGUUAUGAAAGCGUCAGGUCUUUUAAGAGCCUUUUGAGUUCCAAUUGUACUACAAUGCAUUUGAACUCUGAGCAUGACUACAGAACCAGUCUUAGCCCUGGCAGGAGCACAUUUGCCUAUCCAAUUAAUAAUGAGACAGAAGAAUGGUUAGAUCAUUCUUUCAGCAAGGCAGUAGGUACAGGACAAUCUCUUGGCACCAGAUAUGUCACAGUUUAUGGGAGAAAAGUACUUAUUCCCAUUUCUUCAGGCAAUGGAGUUGCAAGAUUCACAGCCAGAGAGCUGUUUGAGCAACCAUUAGGGCCAGCUGACUUCAUCCAAAUCUGUAACAAUUUUAAUACAAUAUUUGUUGACAGAAUUCCCAAAAUGGGAAUGGCCCAGAGAAAUCAAGCAAGGAGAUUUCUCAGUUUUAUUGAUGCAGCAUAUGAAAGCAGAACAAAAUUGUACUGCACUGCUGAAUCAAAGCCUGAGGAAAUAUUCACCUUGCUGCCUAAAGACGGGGAACAGACCGACUGCUAUGAUGACCAAAUGCACUUUGAAAUGAUUGGAGAAAUUGCUUAUGACCUUGCAUUAUCCCAGCUAGAUUUCCGUUCGCUUGGUAUCAUCACUGGCGAGGAUGAAAUUUUUAGUUUCAAACGGGCAAUUUCUAGACUCAAAGAAAUGCAGAGCUUGCUUUAUCAGAUGAAGCCACACAGAAAGCAGUCUUUUAGCCCAUAUGUUGGAACCAGUGAAGAAAAGAAGGAUGCUGUGGACAGGCGAAGAGACAGAAUGAUCAAACGCCAAAAGAUAAUUGAAGAUAUGGAGAAAAAGAAAAAUAAAGGAGAUGAAUUUGCCAAGUUACGAGAUACAGUGGAUGAUGUUUUGAUGAAUAAUCCAAAUGGAGAGAUGCAAGAGCACUCAAUUGAGAAGAGGUACAAGGACCUUGAUUGGGGUGAUGAAGCCAGCUAUACUACGUGGAGUCAGACUGUAGCACAAAAAAAUAAGUUUGACGAAACUGUUCAAAAGUUAACAGAGAAAAUUAGAGGUAAGGGUCCGGCUCCAAGGUUCAAUGAAAAACAUUUCUGGGGAUUUGGUUGGUGGGAAAAAGCAAUAAAAAGAAUGCGUGGCAGUGACCCUAAUGAUGAUGAUAAAAAGUAAAAGUUGGUUUUGAAUUUUGAGUGGAAUUUAUUAAAUGAAUUGUAAUUAGUUAUAUGUUUUUAUUCAUUUUUCAUAACAAACGUUGAGAAGAGGUACAAGGACCUUGAUUGGGGUGAUGAAGCCAGCUAUACUACGUGGAGUCAGACUGUAGCACAAAAAAAUAAGUUUGACGAAACUGUUCAAAAGUUAACAGAGAAAAUUAGAGGUAAGGGUCCGGCUCCAAGGUUCAAUGAAAAACAUUUCUGGGGAUUUGGUUGGUGGGAAAAAGCAAUAAAAAGAAUGCGUGGCAGUGACCCUAAUGAUGAUGAUAAAAAGUAAAAGUUGGUUUUGAAUUUUGAGUGGAAUUUAUUAAAUGAAUUGUAAUUAGUUAUAUGUUUUUAUUCAUUUUUCAUAACAAACGUUUAUUGACAGUUA